CCAAAUUAGACUAAACGGUGUCGCUCUUCCCUUGCCUGUUGCAGAAGCCAGAAGAAAGAGGUCAAGGUGUGAGUUGGCGUGUUAUCCACUUCUCGGUCGAGCUAAAAAUUGAAGGCAGUAAUGGCAGCUUCAUUAUCGUCAACAAUCCAUCUCCAAGGAAAUGGGACAAAGCUCUCAUCUUUUCCGCCUUAUUUCAAUAUUUCUUCAAACCCAGGCAUCCCUCUCCAUUUCCUCCACAGUCGCAGUAAGCCCGUGUCUCUCAUUUCCUCUCGCAGGCCUCUCACUGUCUUCGCCAUGGCUCCUCCUAAGCCUAAGCCAUCCGGUGGAAAAGCCAAGAAAGUCACUGCCGUGGUAAAGCUGGCUCUGGAGGCAGGGAAGGCGACGCCGGCUCCACCUGUAGGACCCGCACUGGGUGCGAAAGGUGUCAACAUUAUGGCUUUUUGUAAGGAUUAUAAUGCUAGGACUGCAGAUAAAGCCGGAUAUAUCAUUCCUGUUGAAGUCACCAUCUUUGAUGACAAAAGCUUCACCUUUGUCUUGAAGACACCACCUGCUUCAGUGUUGCUACUAAAGGCAGCUGGAGCUGAAAAAGGUUCCAAGGACCCGCAGAAGGUGAGAGUGGGGAAAGUCACUAUUGAUCAGCUGAGGGCAAUUGCUCAAGAAAAGUUGCCAGACCUGAACUGUUCAAGUAUUGAGUCAGCAAUGAGGAUUAUAGCCGGCACAGCAGCUAAUAUGGGCAUCGAUGUUGAUCCUCCCAUUCUUCGACAAAAGGAGAAAGUAGCUUUGUGAAUCAUGUAGUUUCUGUUCCCUUAGAUUUUCCUUUGUGUUGCCCAUCACACAUCACAGUUUGCACUCUUCUCCCAUGUUUUUUUUUGUGUGGAUGAAAUGUAAGUAUAUAUUAACACCCAAAGAAAUAACAAGUCAAUGUUACAAGCAAAGUGCAUAUCCCG
Molecule: messenger RNA, 947 nt
Organism: Cuscuta epithymum
Lineage: Eukaryota; Viridiplantae; Streptophyta; Magnoliopsida; Solanales; Convolvulaceae
Source: the annotation of a GenBank genome assembly